Messenger RNA from Sclerotinia borealis F-4128, 2118 nucleotides. Lineage: Eukaryota; Fungi; Ascomycota; Leotiomycetes; Helotiales; Sclerotiniaceae. The record is from the annotation of a GenBank genome assembly.
AUGACAGUUCGACCUGCUUCAGUGGCUCUCACGGAAGAUGAACGUCGUAGAAAACGUGUCAGGAAAGGAACCAAAAGUUGUUGGGAAUGCAAAAGAAGAAAGGUUAAAUGUCAAUUGAGUUCUGAAGAUGUUAGCAUUUGUUCCGGUUGUUUAUCACGUGGAACGACUUGUAUAAGUCAAGAAUAUCCAGAAGAACAUGAUUCAUCUGGUGGUCCUCAAAUUGGCGAACGCCUUGGUCGGAUAGAACUUGUACUCGAGAAGCUGAUGGCCAAAAUGGAACAAUACGAAGAGGAUGAUAAUGCGACAAAGAUUCAUACUCCAGAAAGUAUGGGUACUGGUGAUGUUCUUACACCAUUCACAACCACUACCUCGAAUGGAUACGAGAGUGCUACAACAGUACCGAUACUUGCUCUUUUUGAUAAUCCUGUCUUAGGUCGCCGAGAAAAGGAAAGUCAAACUGAGAUCACAACUCCUCAAGUUCAAUCAGCUGGAGAAAAGCCAUCUAAGCAAUGUCGACCACCAACAAAAGUUGAAAGGAUAAAAGAUGUCCUGAUAGAACUUCUUCCAUCACAAGAAGCUACCAAUACACUCUCUCACAUGAUGAUAGAGCCAACAGGAUUCAAUUCGAACCAUUCAUUCAAUCUUUCUAACAUCGUUAAAGAAACCCCUGCAACGAUAGCACAAACACUUCUUUACGUAGCUGUAUGUUUGCAGCAGGUACCUCAUGGAUAUGAUGCCAGUCAAUUAGGAUUUACCACAAGCGUGGAAACUCGAGUAGACAAAAUUAUCUCAACGGUCGCAGGCCUCGUCACUUCGGAUGACGAACUUGUGGCUUCUAUUCAUGGCCUGGAAUGUUUAAUCCUCCAAGGAUUGUUUCACAUGAAUGCUGGAAAUUUACGUCGUGCAUGGCUUACCUUUCGUCGAGCUAUGAAUAUCGGUCAACUUAUGGGUCUACAUAAACGUGAAGAGCUUGGCAGUGUACCCUUACCACCAGGGGGAAAUCAUAUUUGGAGGAGUUUAAUGCAAGCAGACAGAUAUUUAUGUUUACUCCUAGGGAUGCCUGCUGGAUCAGAGGAUACCAUGAUUUUGCCACACGAAACAUUCAGCAAUCCUAAUAUUGAUCAUGAACUUCUAUUCAGUCGGAAACUCACAAAUUUGGCUGGAGGAAUCAUCAAUCGAAAUCAAUCCGACUAUAUCCAUGCUUUUACUAGCACACAAGAACUUGAUGAAAGGCUUGAAAAUAUUGGGAGGGAAAUGCCUUCGUCAUGGUGGGAAGUACCAGCUUAUAUCGACACCGUCAGCAAAGAUUCCAAAUCCGCCGCAAAAUUUGAUCGAGUCAUGUCACAAAUUUACUAUUAUCAAUUGGAAUCAUUUCUACAUCUACCAUUUAUGGUUCGAGCUGCCACAGAACGUCGAUACGAAUAUAGUAAAUUCACAUGUCUCAAAUCAUCUCGAGAAAUCAUAUUCCGUUACCUCACUAUCAGACGAUCAGGUACCAGAUCAUUCUGUUGCAAAGUUGUCGACUUCGGAGCAUUCACAGCAUGCGUAACCCUUCUCCUGAGUAUCCUCGAGACCUCUCCGGCAGGAGGCGAUACCAUCGCAGUCCAAGAGCAAAAGCGAUCCGACAAAGAACUCGUGGAGACCGUCCUCGCUGCCAUGCACGAAUGCGCCGCAGAAGAAGACGUCAUGGCCAUUCAAAGCGUAGAUGUCAUCAAAACCCUCCUCGCAUCCACCAGCACCAGUGGAAAUUUACGUCUCACCAUUCCAUAUUUCGGAACUAUUUCAAUCGCACGUACACCAGCAUCAUCUUCCACUCCCACGGUUAAUACAACGCAAUCUGCAACCCCUAAUCUCAACACAAAUUCUUCUUCUUCAUCGAAUACUACCCCAUCCCUGAUAUCUAAUAUGACUCCUACGGAAUCUCAACAGGCUCAAACUCAAUUCGAUCCAUUGAGUUGUCCAUGGGCAGCUCAACCCACCGUUUCGUUCAAGAGUAGUCAAUUCCCUCCGUUGGAACCAGAACAACAGCCAUUUGAAGAUUGGUCGGGGUUACAGCCGGAUACGAUGUUUUUUGAUAGUUUGCUGAAUACGGAUUUGGAGGGAAAUUGGUAUUUUUAA